Molecule: messenger RNA, 1034 nt
Organism: Nothoprocta perdicaria
Lineage: Eukaryota; Metazoa; Chordata; Aves; Tinamiformes; Tinamidae
Gene: SSR3
Product: signal sequence receptor subunit 3
Exons: 5
Coding region: 38-601 (187 amino acids)
Biological process (GO): SRP-dependent cotranslational protein targeting to membrane
Cellular component (GO): endoplasmic reticulum; membrane
Source: RefSeq, a predicted model, not a curated record
GUCGCCCGUGUCGCGUCCCGCCGCCCCGUGUCCCGCCAUGGCGCCCAAGGGCGGCCCCGGCGCGCGGCAGCAGUCCGAGGAGGACCUGCUGCUCCAGGACUUCAGCCGCAACCUCUCGGCCAAGUCCUCGGCGCUCUUCUUCGGCAACGCCUUCAUCGUCUCCGCCAUCCCCAUCUGGCUUUACUGGAGGAUAUGGCACAUGGAUCUUGUUCAGUCUGCCGUCCUGUACAGCGUCAUGACCCUCAUCAGCACCUACCUGGUGGCUUUUGCGUAUAAGAACGUCAAGUUUGUUCUCAAGCACAAAGUAGCACAGAAAAGAGAAGAUGCUGUUUCCAAAGAAGUUACUCGCAAGCUUUCUGAGGCAGACAACAGGAAGAUGUCUCGUAAGGAGAAGGAUGAGAGAAUUCUGUGGAAGAAAAAUGAAGUGGCAGAUUAUGAAGCAACAACUUUUUCCAUCUUUUACAACAACACCCUCUUUCUGGUCUUGGUCAUCAUUGCUUCAUUCUUUGUGUUGAAGAACUUCAACCCAACUGUGAACUAUAUUCUUUCUAUAAGUGCUUCAUCUGGCCUGAUUGCCCUGCUAUCUACAGGAUCCAAGUAGACAACACAAAGCAGGGGGUUAUUUCUGUGGGGAGUUCAAUUUUCUUACAAACAUUUAAGGGUGGAAGAGGACUGCUUUUUUAUGGCAUGACUUCUUGAAGGUUUGGGGUGGGAUUUAAAAGGAAAAUGAGUGAAUUAUAUUUACUUUUUGGUAUCUUUACAAGCCAUUAUUCAGUAAUUGGAUGAGUAAGUUUGUUACUUAGCAAACAGGGAAGAUGGCAUGUGAGCAGUUACUGAACAUACCUUUUCUGAAGCGCUUCGUGGGUACGUUUGUACUGCAGGUACCAGGCAGACGAUGGCACAGAAAGCUGCCCUCAAAAUCGUUAACACAAUUUGGUGACUGCUACAAGAGCCGGACUCCCUGAUCCUAAAAAGUGACAAUCUGCCAUUUAUCAUUGUAACAUGGAAAGUUUUAAUAAAAAGGAGGCUUUUCU